UGUGUAAUAAGGCUCGCCGGUGACGUCACGAGAAACUGCUGCCAUUUUUACCGGCGAAUUUCUCGGUACCGGUCUCUACGCGCACGCUAGCCAUCAUGAAGAUCGACCGAGAAGUUGUCGUCUCCUUCGCUAAGGAUCUUGCCGCCGGAGGAAUCUCCGCCGCGAUCUCCAAGACCGCCGUAGCGCCUAUCGAGAGAGUCAAGUUGCUUUUGCAGGUCCAAGCAGCAUCCAGACAAAUAGCUGUCAAAGACCAGUACACUGGUAUCGUCAACUGCUUCUCUCGUGUCACCAAAGAGCAAGGCUUCUUCUCAUUAUGGCGUGGUAAUCUGGCCAACGUCAUCCGUUACUUCCCGACGCAGGCGCUCAACUUUGCCUUCAAGGAUAAGUACAAGAGAGUUUUCCUGGAUGGAGUCGACAAGAAGAAGCAAUUCUUGAGAUAUUUUGCCGGCAACCUGGCGUCUGGUGGUGCCGCUGGUGCCACCUCCCUGUGCUUUGUCUACCCGUUGGACUUCGCCCGUACACGUCUGGCUGCCGACGUGGGCAAAGGUUUAGCCGAGCGUGAAUUCAAAGGUCUGGGCAACUGUCUGUCCUCCAUCUUCAAGUCUGAUGGCAUAUUGGGUCUGUACCGUGGCUUCGCCGUCUCUGUUCAGGGCAUCAUCAUCUACCGAGCUGCUUACUUUGGCUUCUACGACACGGCCAAGGGCAUGCUGCCGACCAAAUAUCAGAGAAAUAUCAUCAUCUCUUGGAUGGUUGCCCAGACGGUGACCACUUGCUCCGGUAUCAUCUCCUACCCCUUCGACACGGUCCGUCGACGUAUGAUGAUGCAGUCUGGGCGUAAGGAUAUCAUGUACAAGAACACCAUCGACUGCUGGCGGAAGAUUGCUCAGAAUGAGGGUGGACGGGCCUUCUUCAAGGGGGCGUUCUCCAACGUCCUGCGUGGUACUGGCGGGGCUCUGGUGCUGGUGCUCUACGAUGAGGUCAAGGCACUCUUGUGAUCUAACGUCACCCUUCACACAAAGGGAUGUUGAAUAAGCCAUUAAUAAAAUCACCAUCUUUGGGGGAAUCUUGAGAAGUUACACUUGCCAGAGUUUAAAAAGCUUCUUAAAUUGUGGCACGGGUAACACUCUGUCUUUUGCAAUAUGAGCACAAAACACAAGCUACAUUACAAAUCUGUAAUUACCUCUUGAUCUCAAGAUUCCUUUUGGCUCAGAGUUUUCCAAAUGAAACAAAAUAGAAAAAAUAAAGCACAUGUAGAAUGUAAUAGAAUGAAGUGUUUUAAGGUUUUUUAACAGUUGGUAAAUAUUCCCCCUAACUUAUACUAGGAAUAAGUGGAGAUAUAUGUUAUCAAGUGUUCUAAUCUGUACAGGUAUAAAUCUGUGUUGAUACAUGUAAAAAAACAAACAAACAAACAAAAACAACAAUAGUAGCAAGUUGCUACUAUUGUUUUUUUUUUUAGGAACAACCAGCAAAGAGCUUAAAUGCAUGUACAUGUGUAUUGCAGGAAGAGUUCAUGCUUUUGCAAAACAACAGUCCCACAAGUUUGAAGUAGAACUUACAAUGGUAUUCGUUCAUGUUUUAAUGUUGCUCACCGAACAUUGGCCUCAUUUGCUACACUUUUCAAAUGCCAAUUGCUAAAGUGUACAUGUAAGGCUAACGCUUUGAUUCCAUUGUUUUAGUUUGUCAGAUAAUGGCGCACUUCACCAGACUAAGUUGUUAUACAAUGAUACUGCUGUACCUUGCUGUAUUAACAAUGCAACCCCUUGAAUGUAUUUUGUAUAAAACUAGUAUUUCAUUCGGUUUAUCAAACACGUUUGUAGCACUCUGGACUUACUUGGCAUAUAGCUCAACUACCAACUUAACUAUUCACUGAUGUUCGUUAAAUACAAAAUAGGAAAAGAAUGGCAUAAUGUGGUAUUACUAACAGACUCUGUGAAUCUGUAUUUAUCCAUAUUCAGGAUUAUUUCUAUACCAAUCAUGUUUUUAAGCGUGACGUAACUGGUUUGUUGUUCCAAGGCUUGGCCAUACUUUAUGCAUCGGCUUUUCAACAUCGCACACAAACUACAGGUUUAAAUAGCAACAGUGGUCAUUUUGUUUUUGGCUUGAUGUGUCCCCUUCACAAAAGUUGCAUCCACGUGAAGUAUGAAUUAGCCUGUAGGCUUAUUAUUUUUUUUCACCAUUAAAUAAUUUGAACAGAUUGGAACCUAGUUUAUGUAUUAUUUAAUUCUGUGUAACUAAUCAAAGAUUGUCGUUAAGGAUUUGGGUAAUUUGCUGUGCAAGAAAACCAUGCGAGUGUAUUUUAUCCUUUUUCUAAAAUGUCGAACCCGAUUGAGUCAAUUUGUAACUAGGAUAUUGAAUGGGGUUUUUUUUGUGGAAUGAGUGACUAGAGUGACAUGAUUCAAUAAAAGAUUUCAACUGA
Molecule: messenger RNA, 2416 nt
Organism: Patiria miniata (bat star)
Lineage: Eukaryota; Metazoa; Echinodermata; Asteroidea; Valvatida; Asterinidae
Product: ADP/ATP translocase 3-like
Exons: 2
Coding region: 96-995 (299 amino acids)
Biological process (GO): mitochondrial ADP transmembrane transport; mitochondrial ATP transmembrane transport
Cellular component (GO): mitochondrial inner membrane
Molecular function (GO): ATP:ADP antiporter activity
Source: RefSeq, a predicted model, not a curated record